CAUGCAGUAAUUGAGUGGCUUUAUCGACCAGGUGGAUUAUUUAUGAAACAAGCUGGCUUUCAAAAUCCAUUAAUGGCCGGAAAAUUAUUAACCAAUCACUUCACGGGUAUGAUCGACAUAGAA
Molecule: messenger RNA, 123 nt
Organism: Acaulospora morrowiae
Lineage: Eukaryota; Fungi; Glomeromycota; Glomeromycetes; Diversisporales; Acaulosporaceae
Source: the annotation of a GenBank genome assembly